Messenger RNA from Anthostomella pinea, 1200 nucleotides. The record is from the annotation of a GenBank genome assembly. NCBI's taxonomy places the organism in Eukaryota, Fungi, Ascomycota, Sordariomycetes, Xylariales, Xylariaceae.
AUGUCAGUGAUCGCUUUUCAGCCCUCGCAAGCGGACCAACUGCAGUUUGAUGGCUAUGAAGGAAGCCAGCUGUGUCAUGUCCAUGGUGCUCCUGAGCCGAUACAUGACAGACGGACUUUCCUUAAGAGAACAGGUCUGACUUUGGAGACACCUCUGAGCCAAUUCCAAGCAGUCGAGCUGAACAUGUACCUCACAUCAAAGCUAUCAUCUUCUCUUUCCCUGGCUUUCGCCAGCCUCCUCGUGAGCUGUCCGCUUGCCUUCAGCGAGGUUCUUCCCGACUCGUCGUCAACUUUCACGGAAGACAACUACGGAUGGCCCACGUACGGGCCGUGGGGAUUGAAUAACAGUCUAUAUUCGAGUCUGCUCAGCAGACAGCCCAACACCACUGGCAAGUACCCACUGUCGGGUCCCGACAUAUCCACGACAGCGCCAUCUUCGGAGACAGGAACCGUCGACGGCUGGGCCUGGACGAUCGACGUCAAAGCCGACAUCCCCAUCAACCUCUCAAACCACAGCUAUACGCCGGAAGUUGAGGCCGAGUACUUCACCGGCGCCCAGAUUACUCUCCAUGCCCCAUCGAACGCAGAGACGGACCUGUCUUGGCUGGUGUGUGUCUUGGAUUGGGAGGUGGACAACUCAUACACGGAUGACCUGCGCAGGGACGACGGCAGCUGCUCCACGGCGUUGAGCAGCCAAUGUCGCAGCGAUAUGGCCGACGCCGUUGCGAAGGGGUGGUCGACCCAAAGCGGCACAAAUCGUUGCAAGUGCCCGGACCUAACGACUAUAGACUCCUGUGCACCGGUUCCUGCGGCUUUCCACUCAGGCUGCGGCGGCACGAUUUACAAUGCCACCGACCUCAACGACAGCCGUAACAGCACCAGCCAUAAAGACAGCUGGGGUGCUGGUCAGCUCGUCGUGCAAACCUAUGGUGGGCCGCCCACCUCACAGGGAAACAUCACGGCAUAUGAUCAGACUGGCAGCCUUGCGUGGCCUUAUAUGGUGGUAUGGGGCUCGAUAGCAACGGGGUCUACUCCUACCUCCCAACUCACCUGUAUCCGUGCGAGCAAUGCUAGUGCCGGGAGCGAAGUACCUGGGACGAGCAGUGUUGACGGUGGCAGCAGUGCUUCCUUGGGGAAGGGCAUGUCAUCCAUGGGAGUCUUGGCUAGUAUGCUGGUAGCUGUCUGGAUGACCGUUGCCUAG